AUGCCUCUCGGGGCUGACGCCGUCGCAGGUGCUGCGGCAGCCCACAUGCACAAUAUUCCCAGUGCCGGGCAGGAGGCCGCGCGCCUGGUGGAACUCGAUUCUGACAAGGGACGCUGGCGUCAAGUCGCGAAGGACUGGUUUGCGCGCGGGCUCGCCAUCACGCCGAACUCGGGCAAGCUGCAGCACUAUCCCGGACUGCUAUGCCGCGAUGAGGACGGCACGGACGAGGAGCUCCGCGGGGUGUACCACUUCGUCAAGAGUAUGGUCGCCUUCCACCCGUUCUCCACCGCACGCGAAUCCGUGCUCGCGAUGUGGUCCCCGGCAGCGCAGGCCCAGCGCCAGGCGCCUGACGCGCGUCUUACGGAGCUCUUCGUCCUCUUGCACGGGAUGCUGUUCACCAACAUCCAGCUCGACGACUUCAAGCGCGUUUUGGAGCGCUUCCAGAAGAAGCCCGAGAUCGGAGAUGGCGAGCAGGUCGAAGAGCGGGAGUGGAUCAUGAUGGCGCUGAUCAACAUCGGGUCCCUGCUCGAAUACAGCCACCAGACCGCCGUGCUGCGUCGCGUGUCGGGCAUCGAGGCCCGUAGCGUCAGUGGUCCGAGCCUCAGCCCCACCCUCCCGACUGGAGUCACCGCGGGUAAGGUCAAGGUUCUCAUGGCCAAGCGUCUUGACGGUGACACCUCCCGCAUGGACAUCGACGACGAGGACGGCGAGGGCAGGCAGGGCGCGAGCGAGACCCCCAACGGUUCGACCCCGACCGCGCAGGAGUUGGAGCUCCCCGCCACGCUCAGACAUGUGACGCGGCUGACGUUCAUGAUGCUCUUGCACACGCUCCGCCACCCCUUGCACCGCCCGAGCGACAUGACGUCCUGCAUGUGCGAGGCCGAGGAGCAGCAGCUGUGGGAGGAUAACUGGAUUGAGGUAGAUGCCGGCGACAAAAUGUGCAUGGAUGGCGGGACUUCUGCUGUGGUCAUUGAGCUCAAUUAG
Dichomitus squalens LYAD-421 SS1 is the source of this 984-nucleotide messenger RNA. RefSeq lists its product as uncharacterized. Gene Ontology annotation, molecular function: telomeric repeat DNA binding; telomerase RNA binding; protein binding. Gene Ontology annotation, cellular component: telomerase holoenzyme complex. Bases 1 to 984 code for a protein of 327 amino acids. The record is from RefSeq and is a predicted model, not a curated record. The transcript has 4 exons. Gene Ontology annotation, biological process: nuclear-transcribed mRNA catabolic process, nonsense-mediated decay. NCBI's taxonomy places the organism in Eukaryota, Fungi, Basidiomycota, Agaricomycetes, Polyporales, Polyporaceae.